This is a messenger RNA of Fulvia fulva, 1845 nucleotides long. RefSeq lists its product as uncharacterized. NCBI's taxonomy places the organism in Eukaryota, Fungi, Ascomycota, Dothideomycetes, Mycosphaerellales, Mycosphaerellaceae. The transcript has a single exon. The record is from RefSeq and is a predicted model, not a curated record. Bases 1 to 1845 code for a protein of 614 amino acids.
AUGUCAGCAGAACCGCCCUACCGACGACGUUCAUCAUCCACCCCACCGCCGACGGUGGGCCAGCGACACCGAGGCAUUCCAGAUCGCACCGACUUUGCCUGGAAGAAGAAAGAGACCGAGCUCGACGAAGCGUAUGACGAUCUGAUAGCCCGCGAUGCAACCAUCAGUGCCCUAAACGAGGAUUGUCGAAACGCAUACAACCUUGCCAAGGAGCGAGGACGCGAGCUGGAUUCAAAGGAGCAGUACAUCAGCGAACUCCACGUCGAGCACGAACGCAUACAGCAGGAGCUGUCUCUGUGCGCGACCAGACUUACUGCUGCAGAGGUAGCCGAGAAAGAAGAGAAGGAAGAGCAUGCUAGAACUAGGGCCAAGAAGGAGGCAAAAGAGGAGGAGCAUGCUAGAAGCAUGCGGUCUCUGGAAGCCAAGAUGAGGGAGCUUCUGAGAUCAGGGGAGAAGAGGCAGCUGUCGAUGAUGGGCAAUGCCCAGACUAUGUUCGAGUAUGCGCCGCAGGAGCCAUGGGAAGAGGAUGGGUUGGAAGAAGGUGACAGACGCCACAGUUCGCAGUCUUCCCAGUCGGGUACCGACGAAGUCCAGUCUAGCGAGCUUGUUUCGCAAGCCAUGUCAAAGCAUCAAGAAGGCAGACCUCGAGGAGGACACUCUUCCAAACGUAGGAGUUCUGUGUCAGGUCAUCACCGCAGCAAGGUCUAUUCUGCUGACCACGAAUGCGUUGAGCAGCCGUGCUACAGGUCCGUUGGUACCGAUCCAGAGCCAGUCGAAGAUCGUAUUGCGGAGCACAGAAUCCAGAAGCAGAUCUUCUACAAAUCAAUUGGCACCGAUCCAGACAUAAUCCAAGAUCAUCCAACGGAGCAUGGACUCGUUGAGCGGCCUUGCUACAUGUCGAUCGGUACCGAUCCAGAUCCAAUUCAAUAUCAUGUCACACGGCCGGAGACCAUGGCUUUCCGAUGUCCGGGAUCUUCGGAGCCUCUGGAGCAUCUUCCUCAGUCGGCAAGCUGGAAGAUACACCUCCUCAAGCUCACCGUCCUGCUGCUCAGCAUCAUCAUCUGCAUAGUCCUGACCCAGAGCAUCAAUGUCCCAGCAGUCCUGGUCUCAGCAGUCCACCUACAUAUCAAAUCUCCUGAGCAUCAGCACCCACGAAACUUAACCUCAACCUCAGCCGACCAGAAGCAGCAAGAACAUUUAACACGCUGUCACGCGAUCUCAGCGCUCUGCCAACUCUUCCCAGAUCCCGAACACCAACCCUUCUACACCACAGCGCUGCAAUCCUGGACCGAGAUGAACACUUCUCGUACAUACUGUCCUCGUCCUCCCGGGUGCUCUUGGACUUCCUCAUUUUCCUCUUAUACAACGACCACUGCCGUCGGAGCUGUGCAGCAGCACGGUACUGACGUCGUUGACGACCAGCAACGGCACCUUCAAGUCGCAACACGCCUUCAAGAUAUCUUCAUGCUGAUCUUCCCUGCGAAUCCUGCUCCUCGUCAUGCUCGUAAUCUACAUCGAAGUCGCCAUCAAAGUCCAAGCCAGACGGGUCAGGCGAGCACUAAGUGGUGGUGGUAUCCAUCGUCUCCAUCAUCCUCGUCUGUUCCCGAGGUUAAGCUCGAGAACCAAGGAGGCAACUGUACGAUCGUCCUCCGCGCGCUGGAAGAUGCAGUUGGUGGCGCAGCGUACCUCGAUCAACCCAGGGCGAAAGGUGCAAGAGACUUGCAGGAUGGCCUAGGGCGAAUUUGUCGAAGCUUCGGAAAGCGUGCUGAAGGACCCGACGAUGAGUUCUCGAGCGAACAUCGAAGGGACUGCAGAGAUCUGGGAUGUGAAGGAAGCGGAAGAUAG